Molecule: messenger RNA, 5145 nt
Organism: Dromiciops gliroides (monito del monte)
Lineage: Eukaryota; Metazoa; Chordata; Mammalia; Microbiotheria; Microbiotheriidae
Gene: SLC25A36
Product: solute carrier family 25 member 36
Exons: 7
Coding region: 314-1255 (313 amino acids)
Biological process (GO): pyrimidine nucleotide import into mitochondrion
Cellular component (GO): mitochondrion
Molecular function (GO): pyrimidine nucleotide transmembrane transporter activity
Source: RefSeq, a predicted model, not a curated record
GCGGCGGUGGCAGCGGCGGCGGCGGCGGUAGCUGCAGAGGUAGCGGCGAAGGCGGAGAGGGCGUAGGGGCUGCGGGCGCUGGGAGCCGGGGAGCCGAGGAGCCGAAGUGCGGGCUGGGGGAAGCAGCCGCGUUGCGGUUGCCUUGAGCCCCCACCCCCCACACUCCCCGCGGCCACCCUUCUGCUACCCCCUCCCCCCACACCUUCUUGACGUCUGAGCUGCGCAGCUCGGGCCUGCCUGGGGAGCCAAGCCAAGCCGCCGCCGCCGCUUCCCCGUCCAGCCUUCUGCUCUCGGGGGACAUGCGGGAGAGAGAAUGAACCAGAGCGACACGUUGGUGCAUCUCUUUGCUGGAGGAUGUGGGGGAACUGUUGGUGCAAUUCUAACAUGUCCACUAGAAGUUGUGAAAACAAGGCUACAGUCCUCUUCUGUGACACUUUACAUCUCUGAAGUACAGCUGAACACCAUGACUGGUGCUAGUGUCAACCGGGUAGCUAGAGUCUCUCCUGGACCUCUCCAUUGUCUAAAGAUGAUCUUGGAAAAAGAAGGUUCUCGGUCUUUGUUCAGAGGAUUAGGCCCUAAUUUAGUAGGAGUGGCCCCUUCCAGAGCAAUAUACUUUGCAGCUUAUUCCAAUUGCAAGGAAAAAAUGAACAAUGUAUUUGAUCCUGAUUCUACCCAGGUUCACAUGAUCUCAGCUGCAAUGGCAGGUUUUACUGCAAUUACGAUGACCAACCCCAUUUGGCUCAUAAAAACUCGGUUACAGCUUGAUGCAAGAAACCGUGGAGAAAAGCGAAUGAGUGCUUUUGAAUGUGUCCGUAAAGUGUAUCGGACAGAUGGACUUAAAGGAUUUUAUAGAGGCAUGUCUGCUUCAUAUGCUGGCAUAUCUGAGACUGUUAUUCAUUUUGUUAUUUAUGAAAGUAUUAAGCAAAAGCUACUGGAACAUAAGACUGCUUCUAAUAUGGAAGAUGAGGAAGAUUCUGCAAAAGAACCUUCAGAUUUUGUGGGCAUGAUGAUGGCUGCUGCCACCUCUAAAACUUGUGCCACAUCAAUAGCGUAUCCACAUGAAGUUGUAAGAACAAGGCUACGUGAAGAGGGAACAAAAUAUAGAUCUUUCUUCCAGACACUCUCUUUGGUUGUUCGAGAAGAAGGAUAUGGGUCUCUCUACCGUGGUCUAACAACACAUCUGGUCAGACAGAUUCCAAACACAGCUAUAAUGAUGGCCACCUAUGAACUGGUAGUCUACUUACUCAAUGGAUAGCAGUAUUUUGCCUCAGUCCUAAGAAGGGGGAAGACCAAAAGAUUGCAGUGGACCAUAGAAUGUCAAAGCCAGCUUGGUGGACAGAAGAAAAAUCAUUCGGGAACAUAUAGCUAUGCCCUAAAAGGAUGAUUGGUGUAGGAAUCAAUACAGUCCUGCUACCUUAUUUGGCCUUUUGGGGCAAUAUAACAAAACCUGGGCCAGCUCUUAAGGGAAUGCCUUUAAAUAGUCCAUUUUUCAAAAUUGCCAUUUUCUCUAAUGUGCGCCCAAAACAGUUCAAUUCUGAUCCCUGGUAAGGUGGGAGUGUCUAAUGUUUUUACUCCAUGAGUACUUUUCCAAGCAAUGCCUCCAGUAAACAUUAAUUGUAUUAUAUUCUUAUCAAAGAUAGGGUUGGAUAAAACGUGGAUUUCUACUUGUAUGUGUUCAACUCUAUAUUAAGUUUUGAGUUAAAUUUUUAAAAUUAAGCUUCUGAGUACCAUUUCCAUGUCAUCUUUAAUAAGGUCAUCGUAUCUUCUGGCCUAAAGUGAACUAUUUCUCACAAUAGUCCUAUUUAUGGUAACUGGUAAAAUGUCCGAAAAGGAUAUAUUGAAUUCUUUAAUAUUUAGUUUUUUAUUUCCAUUUGUACCAGCUCUUGAUUUUGAGCAAAAUGAGCCUUUUAAGUACCUCUUUAGUAAAUACACUUCAGGUUGGAGGUAUGCUUUCUUGCAGCAGAUUAUGGAUCCACCUAGGUUGAUUUUUUUUUUUUAAUGAAACAGAAAAAUUGAUUGUUGACUAUUUUAGUGACUACAUUAUGUCCUGAAAUCUUCCCUACAUUGUAAUAUAUGAAGACAGGAAGUAAGAUUCUUUCAAAAAUAAUUUGCUGUCUUUUUAAUUCAAGGGGGAAAUAUUUUGCCACUUCUGAAUUUUGUUUAUUGUUUUUAUAGCUAUAUCCCUACAUGUUAAGAACUUUGGUUUUUAGCACAAUGCAGUCUUCAUGCUGUUAAUGGAGAAAAUGGUAAUUAAGAAUGUUUUAAAGCAUUUCCCUUACAUAUUAUAUCCCUUCUUUAAAGAGCAACAUUGUAUUAAACUGUGGCAACACAAACAUUAAAAAGGGGCCCCUAACAUCUGACUUGCCGGUAGUAAUUUUAUUGACGUAGUUUUGUAAAUGAUAUUUACAAAUUGCAUUUGAAAAGAGAAGUUCAUUCUGUGAUAAUUUACUAAGUGACAAAUCAUAAGACAUUAAGGUAAAAUGUGCUAACAGUAUGUAGCUUUUAACAUUACUAUUAGACUUCUCAAUUGCACCUUUUAAUACUUAAAUACGGUUCAUAUCUAUGUGGCCCUUAACAAAGAUGUUUACUAUAAUUGUCAGUAGACUUCUCCAUAUGGAUGUUCCUACACUGGUUUACAGAAGAGUGCAAUUAAUUUCCAGUGUGACAUUUCAGUAUACAUAGAACUAAGUUUUGUGCAAUGGCUAUUAUCUUAAGAACGACUCCUUAUGCACUUUGUGGCCUUUUUUGUGGGCUGGAAGGGGGGGAAGCUUGUGAUUUUUUUUUCCAUGUUAAGAUUUUAAAAUAUUGGUAAUGAGUAUUAGUCAGUGUUCAAAACAUAAUAUAAAUUGUUCACAAAGUAUUUUUUUUCUGAUUCCCAUAUACUACAGGAGAAACUAUGUCCCAUCUAAUUACUCAUGGAUUGUGUUAUAUCUUGUUUUGGAGUUGUAUGUGUUAUAUAUAUAGUUUUUCUUGUGUACUCUCUUCAUUGGUAAUGCCCUCCCCACCAAGCAGUUUCAGUGAGCCAUUGCAAGGUUCAACAUAGAAAUAUUUUAUAGCAGUUUUCCUCUGCUGUCAGCAAUGAAGCACAGUGAUCUUCUAGUUUUCCUUUAAGAACUGGAUGUUUUUGAGGUGCUUUGAUUGGAAAUAGAGUAUUCCAGCCAAUUUGGAAACCAAAAGUGAAUUAAAUGUAAUAACAAUUGAUACACUUUCAACUAAUUUUUACUUUGAUGUAUUUAUUGAAAAACACUGAAAAAGAGGGUUUUCUAACUCCGAUUCAUAGACGAGUCUACAUCAUGAAUGUAUUCUAGCCUUUCUGGUGCCACAUAUGCUACCUAAUUACAGUGCCAUAUAUCCUAUGAGUGACUCACAAACAUUAGUUGAAUUGAAUGUGGAACAGAGGCUCCUCCCAUCCUAAUGGGAUUCAACAAAUACCUAAUUGAUAGUGACAACAAAACUAAUAGCUAAGCAAAACUUUACUUAGUUACUUCGAAUUAAGAGAAGAGUGCCGUUUAAUGGUUAAAAACAGGUAUUCUAAUCCUGUAUAAAUUAAUUUGCCUUUAAAUGCAUGCAUACAUACCACAUUUAAACAUUAGUAUUGUGUAUGUAAUAAAAAAAGAAGAUAGUGUAACCUUUUGCUGUGUUGUACUACUAAGAGAAGAGCAACAAUGAAUUCUAAUUCUAAUUGACAGUUGUUAUUGUCAGAUUCUCCAAAGCAAAAUCUCCAGGUCGGUUUAUGUGUGGAGGUCUGUUAGGUUAAAUUAUGUAUGAAAUAUGUAUAAAAACAUUCUGUUUACCAAAGGCUUGUUAAAAGAUUCCACCUCUUUUGGUUUUUAUUGAUUUUAAAUGCGGAAACAAUUUGUUGUGCUAUCAGAGUGUUUAAAUUAACCCUUCCCUCCCCUCCCCCCCCAUUUUACCAUGUCUUAUAUUCUUUCACAUGUUUGCCAUUAGAUCAUAAUAUAUAAUUUCUGGGAUACAAACAGCCAAUUAGCAUUCUUCAGAAUAUACCUAUUUAUAUGUAAUCCUCAUGGAAAUUUAUUAUAUAUGUGAUUACAGGUGAAACAUAAGUCCUGAAGUAACAUUCUGUAAUACUCUAAUAGAACAGUAGGUGGGACUCUAGUACAUGCUGGGUCAUAGAAACAGAUGCCUGAAUGUUAUUGUCCAAAUUUGAGCUUUAUUAGUUAUGAUCAUGGUAUAUAAAUCCAUGAAAAAACUGUACCACCAAAGCCUUUUAUUACUUCUCAUUAUGGAUAAGACUUUGUAGAACAAACAUAACAAAGAGUAGCACCUCAAAAAAAUUAUAACUUGAAACCACAAUAGAAAGAAUAUCAGUGGGUUAUGUAAUGGCAUUGUCUCCUUAUAAAUCCUAAUACAAGGUAUGAAAUAGCAUUGCUAUAUUAGGACCAGCAGAGUUUGGGUGUUACAAAGAAAAAUGGUAUAUAAUCUACCUUUAAUUGAAGUAUAAGUAUUUCUUAAAGUUUUUAGGAUGGCCUUAAAACUACUUUAAAAAAACCCAAUUCGUGUAUUUUAUGAUUGAUUAUUAACUUUUUAAGUUAAUCCAGCCAAGGUACCUCUUCAUCUUUUGGCAUUGUUGGUUGUUUGCUUGACCCUCUCAUAUUCUGUUAGGGACUCCUUUUGUGAUAGCACACUUCAUCCCUUUCCCAUUCCGGUGUUGAUCAUGAAUUUUAACAUUCCUGAGACAUUACUUCCAAAGAAUUUAAAUUGGAAAAAGACAUUUUGUAUAAAACUCUUUAAAAUGAAAUGCCUUUGAGUAAAAUGUACUCUUUCUUUCUGCCCACCCAUCCCUUCUUGUCUAUCCUUCAUGUUACUUACCUCUGUGCUCGUUUUUAUACUAAUCCUUCUAGGAACUGAAAAUUCUAAACUUAUGAGUUUGUGUAGUGUUUUUUGGUUUGUAGUUUUUUUGUUUUUACCCCACAUAUGUGAAUUUUAAAAUUAUGACCCCUCAGUCAUACCUAAAUAGUUUACUCCCUGAAAGUUGAAAUACUUUGACAUUCUUGUGAGGUUUUCUAUUCUUGCAUCUAUGUGAGUGGCUGUAAAUUGUGUGCAUAUGCCCUAUAUUUAUGUUAUCUAGCUGACUUUUGUUGAACUGUUAAAAUUAAAAUUAAAAUGCUUAUGCAAAUAUGGUAA